AUGAUCGCGAUAGAUCACGCGAUAGGGACAGGCGCAGAAGGUCUAGAUCGCGCUCACGAGAUCGCGACCGUCGUCGCAGUCGCUCACGCGACCGUCAUCAUCGCGAUGAUAGGUACGAGAGACGCGAUAGGGAAAGAGACGAUCGAGAGCGACGACAUCGCCAUUGAGUGGUCUACCCAACGUGCGAAUAGUAUGAGGUGCGCGCGAGGAUCACUAUCCCGCGAUUUCCUUCCCGCAUCUAUGGCAAAUUACGGUUUUUCCUAAGA
Molecule: messenger RNA, 266 nt
Organism: Cylicostephanus goldi
Lineage: Eukaryota; Metazoa; Nematoda; Chromadorea; Rhabditida; Strongylidae
Source: the annotation of a GenBank genome assembly